Molecule: messenger RNA, 2783 nt
Organism: Syngnathoides biaculeatus (alligator pipefish)
Lineage: Eukaryota; Metazoa; Chordata; Actinopteri; Syngnathiformes; Syngnathidae
Gene: coro2ba
Product: coronin, actin binding protein, 2Ba
Exons: 13
Coding region: 193-1638 (481 amino acids)
Biological process (GO): actin filament organization
Molecular function (GO): actin filament binding
Source: RefSeq, a predicted model, not a curated record
ACAAAACUGUUUAAAACACCAACAAUUUUAAAAGUAAGAUAGGAAACUUAACGAGAUACGUUUUGUAUGAAGGCAAGUUCAAAGUUUCACAACCAGAGCUGCCCCACUCUCCUCUUCAUCACUCUGCCACUCCCACAGCAUUGAUCUCUGUUUGGACGGGACACUGGCCUGCAGCUCACUCACUGAUUCUGCAUGACUGUGACAAAGAUGUCAUGGCGCCCGUCGUACAGAAGCUCCAAGUUUCGAAAUGUCUAUGGGAAGGUUGGCAGUCGGGAGCACUGCUACGAUGGUAUCCCCAUCACCAAGAACGUCCACGACAACCACUUCUGUGCCGUCAACUCCAAGUUCCUGGCAGUGGUCACUGAAAGCACUGGUGGGGGCUCAUUCAUCAUCAUUCCUGUUUCCCAGUCAGGCCGUCUAGACUCUCACUACCCAAAGGUAUGCGGGCACCAAGGCAAUGUACUGGACAUCAAGUGGAACCCCUUCUUUGAAAACAUCAUAGCUUCCUGCUCGGAGGACAGCUCGGUGCGAGUAUGGGAAAUUCCAGAUGGCGGCCUGAGGCAUAACAUGACGGAGGCAGUGCUGGAGCUGUAUGGUCACAGCAGACGGGUGGGUUUGAUCGAGUGGCAUCCCACCAGCAGUGGCAUCCUAUUCAGCGCCGGCUAUGAUUACAAGAUUCUGAUCUGGAACUUGGAGAUCGGAGAGCCAGUAAAAAUGAUUGACUGCCAUACAGAUGUCAUCGUGAGCAUGUCCUUCAACACAAAUGGCAGCCUGCUGGCCACCAGCUGUAAAGACAGGAAACUGCGAGUCAUUGAGCCGCGAUCUGGGAGAGUCCUUCAGCAAGCCAGCUACAAGAACCACCGCGUAAACCGAGUGGUUUUCCUGGGCAACCUCAAGCGGCUGCUCACCACAGGCGUCUCUCGUUGGAACACACGUCAGAUUGCUCUCUGGGAUCAGGAGGAUUUGUCGAUGCCACUGAUGGAGGAGGAUAUAGAUGGUCUCUCUGGACUGUUGUUUCCCUUCUAUGACAAUGACACUCACAUGUUGUACCUGGCAGGCAAGGGCGAUGGCAACAUCCGUUACUUUGAGAUUACUACAGAGAAACCAUUCAUCCAGUAUCUAAUGGAGUUCCGGUCCCCGGCCCCUCAGAAAGGAUUAGCCGUGAUGCCAAAACACGGUCUGGAUGUGGGAGCUUGUGAGGUGUUCCGCUUCUACAAGUUGGUCACCCUCAAGGGCUUGAUAGAGCCUAUUUCAAUGAUUGUACCAAGAAGGUCAGACACAUACCAAGAAGACAUUUAUCCCAUGACGGCAGGAACAGAACCUGCACUCUCAGCAACUGAGUGGCUCAGUGGCAUCGACAGAGAGCCAGUAUUAAUGUCCUUGAAAGAUAGCUACCACCGGCCAAACAAGUUAGUGUUCAAGCCCCCAGUAAAGGACAAGAAAAAUGUGGUUGUGAAUGGCAUUGACUUGCUUGAGAAUGUACCACCCAGGACGGAAAAUGAGCUCUUGCAGAUGUUCUUCCGGCAGCAGGAUGAGUUGCGUAGGCUGAGGGAGGCAUUGAACAGCAAGGAUGUGCGAAUACGUCAACUGGAACUGGAAUUGAACAACAUGAAGAAUUUGAACCCCAACAACAUCUGACCUCCGAUCAAGCUGCCUGCUUUGCCUUCAUUUUGGACCUCCAAAAAACUUCGGAGCCCCCCACCAUGUUUGACCGUAUACCAUAUCCUAACUCCUGCUGCUCUGCCUCAUAUGUUCUAUGACCAUUGGACAAUUUUUUUUUUUUUUAUUACUUCAAUAUUGUAAUAAAGACAACUAUGUAAUUGAUUGCCACAUUGAGGAAUAGAUUGCAAUCAGUGAAAUGUUAUUUUAUGUUAUGAAUUCAUUGGAUUAGAAAAGAUGAAUUACUGCACACUUUCCAAAAAACCUUUAAGAAUCUUGUUUCAAUUUAAGCCACAAUCCUUUAUAGAAAAGGCCUCAAAAUCUUCUAGGGUCUCCCCCAAGUACUGACAAGCAACAUUUUUAAGGCCAAUUUGGUCGAUAAAAUCCAAUUUUUCUUCAGGGUCUUAUACGUUACUGCAGCUCAUUUGCAGGGAGCUACAGCGUUAUCUCAAAUUGGCUGACCGACAUGUACGUGGGUGUGUGUAUUACUGCUUCGUGACGCUAAUACAAACGGGUAACAAGCAGGUGUGAACACUUGGCUCUGCAGCUAAGCCUUAAGUGAACUUUAGGGGGCUUGAGGGGGGGACUGAUUUGGCUUUAAGGCUAAUUCCAUGGAUGGGGGUUGUAUUUUACAUUCACUUCUGUUUAUUUGUAAUUUUUCUCACAUUGUUUCUGACUUUGUGGCUUGGCAAGUAAUGAUUGUGAUGACUGACAGAUUUUGCUGAAUGUUUACAUACAAUUGAGGCAAGACUGAUGUGGAAGUGGCUCUUUCUUUUUUGUGACAAUAACACCAUAAAUGUGGAGCCGGUAUAAAGGUAGUACUGUAUAGUCUCAAUAACUAUUCCCUUUAGUUGUUACUAUAAGCCAUAUUUAUUAUGAGUAAAUAUUUAAUUUUGUUCUGCUUCUAAUUGUAGAAAGCUAAAUUUUAACCACAUCUUUGCUUUUUUUCCCCCCUUCUUUUGACUCAAUAAUAGCCAUAAAACCACUCAAUGUAUGUGUUUUUUUAUUGGCAAUAUAGAAAUAUCCUCAAGCUGAGCCUAUAGUUAGUGGACUUAGAAAGUGCAGAAGAUAUGUUGCCUACGGUAUUGUGUAACAAGAAUGAAACGUGAACCAGUGAGUUUAAU